GUUUGAGGCCACGCAGGGCAGGAGCAAUAAAUCCUCGAGGAAUCACACGGCGCGCGCACACACACACACAAGCAGACGCACGCACUAACACCCAGGUGUGUUAGGCCGCUCCUGUAGGGUUGGUUGUAAAAUCAGACGUCACGGCGCGAGGGGAGACGCUCACAGGUAACGGCUGAGGUGAGGUUUGUAUACCUGGUCAAAGUUUAUCUCGCGAACACCACUGGUCUGGAUGUCUGAAAGUGGAGCGCGCGCUAUGCACUGGAGAGCUAUUUGGGGAAGAUGUACGUGAGUUAUCUGUUGGAGAAAGAUCCGGGCAUGAACGGCACGGCCGGCAGGCAUCACAACUUAAACUUCAACCAUCAAAACUUCCUCCCCGCGCCGCAGCAGUACACAGACUACAGCGCCUACCAUCACAUCCCCGCGUUCCACGGAGGAGACCCAAAUCACGGAAACCUCAGCGCGGGCGCAUGGAACGCUACAUACCCACCUCCGCGCGAGGACUGGUCCGCAUUCUGCCACGGGGCCGGUCCUCUCGGCUCUAACUUGGGCCCGGUCAGUUUAAACCUCAGAGACUCGAGUCCCAUCGUACCACCCGAGCAAAGUCUCGUGCAGUCAGUCGUCACGGCAUCAACAGCUGGACAACUGUCCCCCGACCCGCAGCGCACAGACCCCUAUCAGUGGAUGAGGAAGAACAUGGCACCGGGAAACACAGGGAAGACGCGGACGAAGGAUAAGUACCGUGUGGUGUACAGUGAGCACCAGCGCAUGGAGUUGGAGAAGGAGUUCCACUACAGCCGCUACAUCACCAUCCGCCGCAAGGCCGAGCUCGCCCUGGGCCUCAGCCUAUCAGAGAGACAGGUGAAGAUUUGGUUCCAGAAUCGCCGGGCGAAGGAGAGGAAAAUGACGAAACGCACGAAGGUGCAGCAACCACAGCAGGCCUCCACCUCUACACCCCCAUCACCUGAGCUGCGUCACCACGGCAACAACAUCUCCACAGCAACCACCAGCAGCAGUAGCACUGGCUUUCUGACAGACAGCAUCACCAUGAGCAUCAAAGAGGAGUUCUAACAGCUGCAGUGUGUGUGUGAGUGCAGGGAGGAGGUGUGUGUGUGUAUGUGUGUGACCAGGGCAGCUCUCACACCAGUCAGCUGCAGGGAGGAAGUGUGUGUGUGUUUGUGUGUGUGUGCAUGUGCGUCCGGUCUUCCUGCGGGGCCGUUACUGGUUGGGUUGUUGAGGUAUAAUGGAGACGUUCUAGCCUGACGAGCCAGACCCACAUUAAAAUGUAGGCUCACAAGCCAACGGAGAGUUGCUAGACUAGCCCUGGCAGCAAAUGUAAUUUGCUGCCGCUAGGGGCGCGUCUAGAUUUCUAGGCUAGACACGUUCUGUUUCUGCUGGAAAGUCCAGUGGUGAGCUGGAGAAGAACUGAAACUAGUGGCAAGACAGUGAUGGAGAGAACUAACCACACACAGGGACUCUGUACACGCACACACACACACACACACACACACACAUGUACACACACACACACACGCACACACACACAGGAGAACCAGACCUCAGGGUUCACUACACAACACCAGUGAGGCCUCAUCUGUGAGUCGCAUAGGAUAAAAGCAUCAGCUAAAUUAAUAAAUGUAAAUCCAAAUGUGCAAAACACACACACGCACGCACUCACACAUGCACGCACAUGCACACACACACACACACACACACACACAACCCACAAAUGCUGCUCAGCAAUGCUACCAACACACAACCAUGUCAACACAGCAGAGGUCCGGGUUUUCUAAUCAGGGCACAGAACUGACCGUUGACCUUUGUACCAAUCAUUACGGAUGUUUUUAACAUCAUGUUCAAUACUUACAAUCAUUAAUUGUUCUGUACCUUAGAACUUUAUUGGUUCUGUACAUUAGAACUUUAGAAUACAGUGCCGUCUUAACUGAAGUGAUGGGAGAUGUUCUAAGCAGAAUGUUCUGUUCUGGUUGAAAAAGCUCAGGACCACACUCUGCGCUUCUAGUUGAGAGAACCGCCCUCUCAGACACUGCAGGAAAAGAGACUCCGCCCUCCAUGCACACAGCUCAAAUGGCAGCCAAUCACAAUGUUACACCACACCUAUGCCACGCCCUCACCGCCAGCUCACAACGCUACUAAUGACAUCAGCUUCACACGGAAUAUCCAGAGACGACGGCAAUGAUGAUGAUGAUGAUGUCUUACUAAUGAAUAAGUACAAAUAAAUAUUUUGAUGUUG
Molecule: messenger RNA, 2248 nt
Organism: Alosa sapidissima (American shad)
Lineage: Eukaryota; Metazoa; Chordata; Actinopteri; Clupeiformes; Clupeidae
Gene: cdx1a
Product: caudal type homeobox 1a
Exons: 3
Coding region: 280-1068 (262 amino acids)
Biological process (GO): cell differentiation; regulation of transcription by RNA polymerase II; anterior/posterior axis specification
Cellular component (GO): nucleus
Molecular function (GO): RNA polymerase II transcription regulatory region sequence-specific DNA binding; DNA-binding transcription factor activity, RNA polymerase II-specific
Source: RefSeq, a predicted model, not a curated record